AUGACCGCGUCAUUACUCCUCCACUCACACUGGAUCGACCCGGUGAUGUUCCUCUACGACAGCGGCCUGGAUGAAAGAAGCAAGAACAUGGAGGGAUUCACUGGAGGCAAUUUCGCUGCAAACCAGUGCAGGAAUUUGUUAGCGCAUCCAACCUCGCUGGCUCCCAGCACCACCUACACAGCGAGUGAGGUGCCAGUGUCUGGCAUGGGGGAGCCUGGCAAACAAUGCAGCCCCUGUUCUGCCACUCAGAGCUCUCCAAAUGCGUCUUUGCCUUAUGGAUACUUUGGCAGCAGUUAUUACCCGUGCAGGAUGUCACACGGUAGCGUAAAGGCGUGCGCGCAACCUUCUGGAUACAGCGAUAAAUUCAUGGACUCAUCCGUCUCUGGUGAGGAGUUUUCGACCAGAGCGAAGGAAUUUGCGUUUUAUCAGGGUUAUUCCUCAGGUCCAUACCAGCCCAGCUACUUGGACGUCCCUGUGGUACCUGCACUGAGUGCUCCAUCUGAGCCAAGACACGAAUCUCUGCUGCCUAUGGAGCCCUACCAGCCCUGGGCCAUCACUAAUGGCUGGAGUGGUCAAGUUUACUGCGCUAAGGAGCAGCCACAGUCAAAUCCUCUGUGGAAAUCCUCCUUACAAGGUAUUUGUAUGUUUUAAUCAAGAUACAAAUAUGAAGCAUGGCAAUGUGUGAUUGUAAAAUAAAAUUACAAAAAAAUUAAAGUCCAGUACAUAAAGAGAGCAUUCCCACUGGCACUAUUGAAGAAUGAGAAGGAAGGAAAAAUAAUAAUAAUAAUAAAUCAAUACCCUUAAAAAUGCUUUUAAAAAGAAAGCAUAAAUUAACUGAAUAUGUUUUUCUUGUCAGACACGAUACCUGGUGGAGACAGCUCAAUUCGCCGGGGGAGAAAGAAGCGCGUGCCAUACACUAAAGUGCAGCUGAAGGAGUUGGAGAGGGAGUACGCCGCCAAUAAAUUCAUCACCAAGGACAAAAGGAGGAGGAUAUCUGCGCAGACGAACCUGACAGAGAGACAAGUAACUAUCUGGUUUCAGAACCGGCGCGUAAAGGAGAAAAAAGUGGUCAAUAAGUUCAAGAGCAGUUAGCUGUGGACUUCUACUGCAACAAGAGAGGCAGUGCGGACACGGAUGUACCUUCAUCCAAAAAACUGAGUGAUAAUUUAUUUGAUGGUAUGAACUGCUUCUUGGUCGUGGCUCUAAUUUUGACCUGCACAUUUCCUUCCUCACCUUUAAUUGGAACCAGUCGGUGCGGCCUGUUGACAUGGAGGUCGGAAAUGGUUUGCAACAUGUUGACCAAAGCGAGUCUAAGAGGACUGAAUGAUGUCUGCUUAAUCGUCAUUUAACAAGAAGACAUUCUGUGUGUGUGAGCAACGAGACACUCGGAGAAAUCCUGCGCUUUCAUUUCACUGAAUCCAAACCACAAUUCAUCGCUGAUGUCCGGUUCCAAGGACUGCGUUAUAUGCGACAAAAUAGGUGUUAUUUUCAGCUGGUGAUCAUCACAAAUGGGCACAAAUAGUAAAUAAUUGGAUCACAGAUGGCAGGUUUUUUGUUGUUGUCAUAAUUGACUUUAAGGUGUUGAAAAAAUAAUCAUGUAUUUACUCUAUCAGCCUACAUUAGAUCUAGGUUAACCUUUGCGUAAAUUCCUGACUUCGUGCCACCAUUUGAAAGCUUGAAAAACAGGAUCUGCACCACAUCCCUUCGUUCAUUUACUUUCUUCAUGGAGCGAAUAUAAACCUCUGUUGUUUAGUAUUCAAUAAGACCUGAUCAAACGUGAGAGCUGAUCAUUUCAACCACGUCCGUAUUUUUAUUAUUAUUAUUAUUUUUUACCACUGCAGUUUCUGCUCAGGAGAACUCACCUGUUAGGGCUUGGCUGACCUCUUUUUACCUGUUAGUCAGGAACCUUUUCUUACAACUCAAAACUUUGACGUAUUCAAAGACGUAAAUACAUUCUGACUGCCACUAUCUAGCCUCAUUUUUUACUGCAAUAGCCAAAAGUUUUUGUCAAUAAAUAUUUG
Xyrichtys novacula (pearly razorfish) is the source of this 2021-nucleotide messenger RNA. Lineage: Eukaryota; Metazoa; Chordata; Actinopteri; Labriformes; Labridae. The record is from the annotation of a GenBank genome assembly.